Caenorhabditis briggsae is the source of this 642-nucleotide messenger RNA. The coding region runs from base 1 to 642 and encodes 213 amino acids. Lineage: Eukaryota; Metazoa; Nematoda; Chromadorea; Rhabditida; Rhabditidae. The record is from RefSeq and is a predicted model, not a curated record. The transcript has 5 exons.
AUGUCCAGCGAGGAGGAUACGAUUGUACCCAUCAAACUUGCGCAAAGAUUUAUUCACAUCAUCGACUUUCAUGCUGAUCCAGUGACUUGCGUGAGUGCUUCUUCUGGAACUGUUUCCUACGAUUCCAUCCAAUCGCCACGUCAUGGUCGCAGUGAUCUCAUAUUGGCUCAAGAUGCAAUUCAUUGUGUCUCACAGCCUCCUCGUCCGCAUGACGUCUCCAAAUUGAAGAGAGUUUUCAAUAAGGAACUUCUGGAAAUUCUAAUUCCACUGGAUCUUGACACAUUUCGAGCAAUGAAAAAAGAGACAUUCGUCAGAAGACUUGGAAUGAGAACUGUUUCAAAACCAGUCAACGAUUUCAUUGCAGCAUCGAAAGAGUUUGAUUUGGCAUUGAAAGAAUGUUUGGUGAAUUUUAAGAAAUCGGAAAAUGACGAAACGAAAAAAGGAGUUUUCAAUAUCAAUAUUGAAUUUCCAUCGAAGAUUCCAGUUCCAGUCAAUCAGCCGGCUGAAAAAUUUUCGAUUUCUCAAACGACAUUGACUCCAAAACUGUCGUCUCGAAUUCUGGAUUUGCACGGAUCAAAGUUGGAUGGUCAAGAGCAAGUGGAUGUUGCUCUCAUAAUGUGUCCUGAUAAAUUUUAUUCUUGA